Rangifer tarandus platyrhynchus (Svalbard reindeer) is the source of this 345-nucleotide messenger RNA. NCBI's taxonomy places the organism in Eukaryota, Metazoa, Chordata, Mammalia, Artiodactyla, Cervidae. The record is from the annotation of a GenBank genome assembly.
AUGUUGGUGGCAUGUGGGAUCUUAGUCCCCCUGCUAGGGACUGAGCCUGUGCCUCCUGCACUGGAGGCAUGGACUCCUAACCACCAGAAUGUCAGGGAAUUCCCUAUUUCUCUAUUUUUAAAAAAUAUGUUUGCAAUUCUCCAUAAUGAAUGCCCCAUAAUAAAAAAGUUUAAAUGGUUUUUCUUUUUUUUUUUAAAAGGACACACAGGGACAAGGAUUGACCUUCUUUGGUUGCAAAGGGACUCAGUCACUGAGAGGCAGAUUCUUUACCCGCAGAGCCACAGGGGCGCCCGCAACAAGAGAGGCCAUCACAGUGAGAAGCCCUCGCACGGCAACGAGGAGUAG